Ichthyophthirius multifiliis is the source of this 644-nucleotide messenger RNA. Its product is annotated as translation initiation factor, putative. Lineage: Eukaryota; Ciliophora; Oligohymenophorea; Hymenostomatida. Gene Ontology annotation, biological process: translational initiation. The annotation marks the transcript as partial. The record is from RefSeq and is a predicted model, not a curated record. The transcript has 3 exons. Gene Ontology annotation, molecular function: translation initiation factor activity; RNA 7-methylguanosine cap binding. Gene Ontology annotation, cellular component: eukaryotic translation initiation factor 4F complex.
AAAAUAAAUAAAAUUUUAUAAAUACAGAUUUUCAAAAUCUAAAAUUCAAAAAUUAUUGGGCAUUUUGGGAAGGAUAUAAGCAAGAAAAAGGAAAUACAUAAGUAAUUUCAGAUAAGUUUUUAGAUAAUAAUUAUAAAAUUGUUGAAUUUAAUGAUUUAAGAUAAUUAUAAAUAAUUUGGUGUACAAAAUUGAAUAAAAUUUCUAAUUUUUUUAAUUUUGAAGGCAAAUUUAUUAGAGUAGAAUUGUAAAAAUAUAGUAGAAUAAUAGAAUCUAUUAGUUUAUUUAAAUAAAAUAUUGUACCAGCCUGGGAAGAUCCAUUAAAUGUCGAGGGAGGUGAUCUUUAAAUAUUUUUUGAUGAUAUUUAAAGUAAAGACUAAAUAGAUUCUAUUUAUAAAGUUGUAGUUUAAACUGUAUUAAGUGAUGAUUACCCAUUUAUUAAUGAAACUAAUGGAGUUAGAUUUAAUGAUAAAACAAGAGAUAAAUAAGCUACUAAAAUAAGGAUGGAAAUAUGGUUUAAUUUUAACGAAAGUAAUGAUGGAUAUGCAUAAAAAUUAGAAAAUAUUUAAAAAUUUUUCGAAGGUUUAGUUGGAAAACAUUACAAAAAAAUUAGUUUUACUUGGGUUAGUCAUUCACAUAAAAAAUGA